Morchella importuna is the source of this 315-nucleotide messenger RNA. RefSeq lists its product as uncharacterized. The transcript is spliced from 3 exons. The record is from RefSeq and is a predicted model, not a curated record. NCBI's taxonomy places the organism in Eukaryota, Fungi, Ascomycota, Pezizomycetes, Pezizales, Morchellaceae. The coding region runs from base 1 to 315 and encodes 104 amino acids.
AUGGGUGGUGGUGGUGGGUUGGGGGCCACCGGAGCGGCAGCAGCAGCAACAGCAACAGAAGUAGCAGCGGCAGCAGCAGCAGCAACAUCUCCUCCUCCGCCUCGAAGCCCUAGCUCUGUACGUCGAGCUAGCGGGCUGUCGAGGGCCGAAUCAACCCUGCCUGGCAGCUCUAUAAGAGAGACACGGUUGUCUAAACGCCUUUGUUUACUUGGAACCUCGGGUUCCAUCAAUUCCUACUGCAACGGCCAGUUAAUGGGUCAUAUAAUCUCGAUAAUUUAUUAUCUGGUGCGGUGGAUCAACCCCACUAUCCUGUAA